Messenger RNA from Thamnophis sirtalis, 528 nucleotides. The record is from RefSeq and is a predicted model, not a curated record. Lineage: Eukaryota; Metazoa; Chordata; Lepidosauria; Squamata; Natricidae.
AUGGUUUCAACAAGAAAUUGGAAGCAUGCUCUGGAAGAGCAGAGGACCUUCUCACUGGACCUCACCAGACACUGUCAGAUUCAGGAAAUCUGUAGCACAGGAGAGGUGAAGCCUUAUGAAAAAAUGAAUCUGAAGCAACUGAAAGAGGCCGAAGAUGAUUUUGAUGAGGAAGAUUUAAAAGCUGUUGAAAUGUACAGUAUUCCAAUGUGUGCAUUGGUUAACAGACACCUGAGUCUAUUAGCCGUAAAAUUUCCAGAAACCAAGUUUGUGAAAGCCGUUGCCAAGAGCUGUAUUGAAAACUAUCAUGAUAAUUGCUUGCCUACAAUAUUUGUCUAUAAGGAUGGUAAAAUUGAAGGCAAGUUAAUUGGCGUUGUGGAGUUUGGUGGAACAGCACUUACGGUAGAAGAUCUUGAAUGGAAGUUGGCAGAAUUUGGUGCUGUAAAAACGGAUUUAGAAGAAAACCCCAGGAAAGGUAUUAGGGACAUGAUGAUGUCCUCACUUCGAAAGGCUUCUAUAGAUGAUAACUAG